This is a messenger RNA of Ixodes scapularis (black-legged tick), 1950 nucleotides long. RefSeq lists its product as uncharacterized. Bases 1 to 1950 code for a protein of 649 amino acids. The record is from RefSeq and is a predicted model, not a curated record. Gene Ontology annotation, molecular function: catalytic activity. NCBI's taxonomy places the organism in Eukaryota, Metazoa, Arthropoda, Arachnida, Ixodida, Ixodidae. The transcript is spliced from 3 exons.
AUGGCGGGACGCACACAUGUUUUUGCGUAUCUCCGUCUUUUUCUAUGCCUGGUGGCAUUAGUGAGCCUUCGCAGGAGUGGCCUUCCGUCGUCAACAGCGUCGACAGAGCGUGGAAAUCGGGUGGCCCAUUUGUGGACAAUAACAGCUUCUCCAAGCACCGCUACCUGUAAAGGCGAACUGUUGUGGUGGGCAGGCGUUAGGCCUAACGGCCGGCCUUUAUCCGCUGGCUCAAUCCGCCGUCAACCGCAUCUCAUCUGGCUCCUCCUCAUCGCCGGUGACGUGCCCCCCAACCCUGGUCCGCGGCCCACCUGCCCUCGCUGCUCCCGGUCGGUGUAUGACAACGUGGCCGCACUUCAGUCUGACGGUUGUGACUUCUGGCUACACCGAAAAUGUGAGGACGUAUCCUUUGCGUCGUAUCGCCGCCUCUCCUCAUCAUCGUCAGAGUGGCUCUGUGCUGCAUGCCAACUUCCGCCCUUCGCCGACGACUUGUUCCCGUCCGAGCAGAGCCGAGUCGUGAACUCCAACACCAGCUCCUCCGAACAACCGGCAGUGCAGGCUUCCCCCGUGACCAUCGCUUCCCCACCGCUUCCCUCUCCUCCGUCGGCGGCCAAGAACACCAACCUGGGAAUAUGGUUUUCGAACGUGCGCUCGCUGAAAAACAAACUGCUUGACUUCCGCACUCUUCUCCUAUCCUACCCGGACACAGUAUUUGCAGUUUGUGAAACUUGGCUUGACCGCUCAAUACCUGACGGGCUUCUUGUGGAUGUGGAAAGUUUUACUAUCUUCAGGAAGGACCGAGCCACGAAUGGAGGAGGUGUGCUGGUGAGUGUACCCUGCCACAUGACCUGCCGGAAACGCCAGGACCUGGAGCAUGAGCACCUUGAGGCUGUAUUCGUCGAGGUGAAUCACCACCAAGGAAAAGUGCUGAUCUGCUGUGUUUACUGCUCCCCAACCUCACAGUCUACAUCCUACGAUCUCCUCGGCAACUCCCUCAGGCGGGCUGGAAUGGGCAAUUACCUGAACAUUUGUGUGCUGGGAGAUUUCAACGCGCAUAUCGACUGGACGGAUCCAUCUGCACCCAUCCCAUCGGCCCCCAGUGAUGAUAUGCUACUUGAUAUCAUGGAGACCGGCGGGUUCCUUCAAGUUUGUUCGGAGCCCUCCUAUAUUUCACACUCUGGGAAAACGUCCUUCCUAGACCUGGCCUUCAUUACCAAUCCAGCACUUGUAUCGAGCUGUUCCCUUGAGUCCAGUCUCCCUGGCUCCGACCACCACGCAAUUUAUCUCGAGAGCCUACUCAAGCCGCCAAAAUCUGGUCCGCACGCGAAGCGAAUCCAGCACUUCUUGAAGACUGACGGAACGCACCUUCAAAACCUGCUGCACCUUGCACCCUGGUCCCUGGUGACUGAUGAACCUUGUAUUCACGAUGCCUACGACCUCUGGUUAGAUCUCUUUUCGGCCAUAGAAGCAGAAUGUGUUCCCACAAGGAUGACGACUGGCCGGCAGCGACCAUGGAUCACUCAAGAUAUCAUUCGGCUCUCCCGUAAGAAACGCCAGUUAUUCAAGAAAGCACGUAGGACAAAAAAUCCACUCCACCUCAGCACAGCGCAGCAAGCACAGAAAAGUCUGAAAAAACUAAUCUACUCUGCACACAGGGCCUAUAUGGAGUCGAUUGCAGAGAAAGCCAUCCAUUUCCCAAAGCUUUUUUGGGCCCAUGUAAACAAUCAAAGAAAAUCAUCCUCCCGUCCUGAAUUCUUAGUUAACGGAAGCCAGCCCGAUCCUGGCAAAACUUUUCACAAACUCUCUUCGUGCCGGCUCUGUCCCCCGACAAUGGAAGACUGCACAAGUCACCCCGAUACACAAGGGAAGCGGGCUGUCCAAGUCACUCGUGUCCUCGUACCGGCCAAUAUCAACUACAUCCAUCGUAUGCAGAACAAUGGAGAGAAUAGUUAA